Hylaeus volcanicus is the source of this 1555-nucleotide messenger RNA. RefSeq names its product KICSTOR subunit 2-like. Gene Ontology annotation, cellular component: KICSTOR complex. Gene Ontology annotation, biological process: cellular response to glucose starvation; protein localization to lysosome; negative regulation of TORC1 signaling. The coding region runs from base 117 to 1403 and encodes 428 amino acids. The transcript is spliced from 9 exons. NCBI's taxonomy places the organism in Eukaryota, Metazoa, Arthropoda, Insecta, Hymenoptera, Colletidae. The record is from RefSeq and is a predicted model, not a curated record.
CAUUUCAACACGCUUGCGCGAAACUCCGAGCAGACCUGACAAUUAACCUUUAAAAUUAUUGCCAUUCAAAAUAACCGUAAACAAAGUAAACACUGCGUAGUAGAAAUAGGUAAAAAAUGGAUCAUGAAGAAGAAUUUCUUAACACCUUUUUCACUCAGGUUGCUCAAUUGUGUACAGAUAAAGCCAAGGAGUUAGUUGAAAAGGAACGUGGAUCAUGUCGCCAAACACAGAUGGGUCCAUGGGGAAUGUUGCUUAUGCAUUUACCACAAAUAGCAGUAGCAGAACAUUCAUAUGCAGAUAUGGGUUUUCUUCAUACCAAAAAUAAAGGAUUUUUAAGGAAAGAUAAUUCGCUACGAACAGUAUAUGAAUCCUUGAAGUCUGACCUGAAAAGAGUAGAAGAAAUGACUAGGGGAACCAACUCUAUUGGCGCAACAGUUGCUGAGGUUUCCAAUCAACUAUGUCAAUACAUUACAGCCAAGAUACAACUGAUAGAUUUUUAUGAAAAAAUGUAUAAUAUGAGUAUAAAUAGUAAAGUCAUGAAGUACCAGGAAUUGUUGCAAUGUAUAGAGGGAAUAGUAGAAAGUCAUGCUUUGUCUUGUUCACAUUUAGCAUUAACUGCAUUUAAGACAAGCUUAACGUUGGAGUGCGAAAUAUUAGUACAGUUAACAAAAGCACAAGUUGAACUCCAACAUUGGAGGUUCUUAUCAACAUUAAUGUCUCUUUAUGGUGCACAAGCACGAAUGUCAGCUUGGGAACGAACUUUACAAAACAAAGAGUCAUGGAAAUUAGGCUUUGGUGCGACUUUUCUAAAAGCGAAUCAGCAGCCUGCAUUGUACCAGUGGUUAGUGAAAUUACGCAGUAGCAUAUUAGCUAAAUGCUCUUUGUAUUUCCAUACUACUUUAAGUCAGCAGGCUAGUCCAGGAGAAAUGAGAAGUAUCAUGAGCAAGCAAAAUGUAGAUUACUACCACAAAAUACAGAGUUUUCAACGCAAACAUGAUAUUCUAGCAGUUUUAAUUAUAUUUGAUGCUAGAGGAGUAGAAGAUUCAGGACCAGGUUACAGACAUCCUCGCAGAGAACUAAAUGCUACUGAACAUUUCCCGGUUGUUCUCAGUUGUCCUAGUAUGUUUGUGCAAAAGCCAUCAAUUCAUUUAGAGAAUAUACAGAAACGUAUUAAAGAACGACAAUCCGAACUUCUCGUUAUGGAUAAAAUUGUCUACAUUAAAACUGUAAAGGAUCCAUGUAUAUAUGCUAUGUACAAUACUGAUCCCAGAAUGACCCUAGUUACUGUAUUUGAAAGUGGCAAACCAAGAGAUAAGGAAUCUCAUGUAACAUCGUUCAUGACUGACUUAUGUAUGCAAAUUAGGUGUAACAAAGUGUAUGAAACGUUGAAAUUAUCGAAAUAAGCUGACGUACAAAUAUGAAUUAAAAAUAUUAAAAUACUAUCAAUGAUUAUAGUGCGCCAAAAAUUGGGUACUAUUUCAAUUACAUGAGACUUAUGUAUAAAUUUUGAUAAUGGUUUAUUAAUAUAUUAUAUUAAUUAAUUGAUAUCUUUAAA